This is a messenger RNA of Zootermopsis nevadensis, 8001 nucleotides long. RefSeq lists its product as uncharacterized. Gene Ontology annotation, molecular function: mRNA binding. Gene Ontology annotation, cellular component: cytoplasmic stress granule. Gene Ontology annotation, biological process: cytoplasmic stress granule assembly. Lineage: Eukaryota; Metazoa; Arthropoda; Insecta; Blattodea; Termopsidae. The record is from RefSeq and is a predicted model, not a curated record.
UUACUGUAUCCUUACGCUGGACUACCUGCAAUAAUCGAGUAGUCUUGUGGCUUCAAGUUGAAAUUACGUUCAGUGAAAUAUUUAUUUAAUUAUUUGCAAACUGUGAGCUGAGUGUACACAAAACUGCAUCCAGAGUGUCAACAAGACGUUUAGAACCGCCGUGGUUGACUAAUUUGUCUCUUUCUUUGGUGAGUUAUAAUAAAAUUUUCCAAAAUUCCGGUCCCUACAAGAAAACGAGAAGGCGCCUAUCCCGGCAGGAACGAGGAGGGCAAGAUGAAUAACAAGCGGAAAAGUCGCUCAAGUACAACAAGGUCAUCACGCACUCGACCAGAUAGGAGUGUAACUGCUGAUGGCAUCUAUCAAAAUGCACCCUUCAUGUAUGCAAGUACUAGUCUUGUAGGAAAUACCGUUCAGGUUCUGACUCUGAAUGGUUCUGUUUUUGAGGGUGUGUUCCGCACGUUUUCAAGCGCCUUUGAAGUAGUGCUUGAGAUGGCCCACAAGGUUGAUCAGGCUAACCCAGCUAAGAUUAAUGUUGAUACAGUGGUUGAGAAACUUAUCUUCAAACCAGAAGACAUUGUUACAAUUGCAGCGCAGGAUGUUGACCUUGAGUUUGCUACAAGAGGUGCAUUUAAGACGGACACUGCCAUUUCCAAGUUUAAUGGACAGGUGCCUGAAAAAAAACUGGAACCAUGGAUAGGACCAGGUUGCAAUGGAGAUGAUGGCUAUGAACUUGAAGCAACCAAUGCCAAUGGUUGGAACGUUGAAGAAAUGUUUAGGAAGAAUGAGCAGGUAUAUGGUGUACAAUCAUCAUUCCAACCAUCCCUUGAGGGUUACACACUGCAGUUGCAGAAGAAGGACACCAAAGAUUAUAAAGAGGCAGAAGCAAAGGCUGCCAAAAUAGCAAGCGAGAUUGAAGCAAAUCCAAAUUACAAAGCUCGUAUAGAUGUUGAAAAUGGCGAUGAGGAGGACAUAUUUGCUGCAGUGAUUCGUCCCUCUGAAACACAAAAUGUGGGAUUAGGUGCUGGAAGUGGUGGUACUCUAGAAGGAGGAAAAUAUGUUCCACCUGCCAAAAGAAAAAAUCCACAGACUGGGAAAUUGGUUCGAUCCACUCCGCCUCCCCCUUCUCAGCCUCAGCAACAAAUGCAUUCGCCACAGCAUGCACAACCCCCACAGCCUCAAAGUCUGCCUCAGCAGCAGCUGCCAUCACAAGCAUCACCCCAGCAACCACCACUGCAACCGCAGCAGCAAGCACCACUCCCUGCAAGAGCAGGAGGAGGGGCAUAUCUCCAUCCACCCCCCUUUCAACCACCAUCAGUCACUGCCACCCCUGUAGUUUCAUUGAACCAACCUCCCCCUGUCCCGCAUAUACAUGGUCCUGGGUAUACACCAGUACCCUCUCAACAACAGCCUCCUCUGUCACAAAGGGAACCAAAUAAAAUAAAUGGAAUGGACUCAAAGAGAUCUCUGCAGCAGAUACGCUCAGGUCCACGUGGUGCAUUUCCUGUGUCAGAUCCUCCUCGGUAUCCUGCAGAUCAGCCUCAGCAAGGUCCUCUUCCUCCAAGAGUUGAUCCUAAAUUGAGUCAUCACUCCCCUGGUGGUAUUCCACCCGCUCCUUUCCCUAGCAGUGGCAGUGCAACACAUAGUAACACACCAGCUCAGGUGCUCACUGCCCCAGCUCCAGCGGUGGCUGGUGCUCCUUCAGUAGCUUCUCCUACACUAGUAACAACUCCUCCAGUUGUUUCUGUGCAACAGCCACCACCUGCAGUUGACAACAUAAUUGCUAUGAAAGUGGCCUCUCUUCCAGAGCAGCCGGCUGUGGUGCAGCAGGUCCCUAACACAAACACCAGUAAUGCCCCUGUAAAUAGGAAACUGCAGCAGACUUCAAGGGGGCGUGAUGAACAACAAGCUGAUUUGAAGAAGUUUGGGCAGGAUUUCAAAUUAAGUGCUGGAGAGACUGGUGAUACAGGUGCUAAUGAUUGCAAGAAGCAGGGGCAGGUGCAAUCCCCUGAAGAAGGGGUAGGGAAUAAGGACCAACAGGGUUGUGAGCCUGGUGGUAGCCCAGUUGAUAAAGUGGCAUCUACGCUAAAAAAAUCAACCCUCAAUCCUAAUGCCAAGGAGUUUGUAUACAACCCAAAUGCUAAACCAUUUACCCCGCGUUCUCCAAGUACACCCACUCCAUCACGGCCACACACUCCGCAGACACCACAAUACUGCGCAGCACCAACAGGAGCUGCUGCUGGAAUGACUGCUACAAUGGUUAUGCCAACUUACGUUGUUGCAGCAGCUAACCAACCUAAUGCAUUCACUCCACAAAAUCAAAACAGCCGAUUCCGUAAAGUGCCAAUGCCAAUGCCUCAUCGUCCAGACAUUGCAUCUCAAAUGCAGGUGGCAGCAGCUACAGGUCAGCCAUUGUUGGCUCCUGCCCCUAUACCUACUCAGUUUGCAUUGCCAUAUCCACAUCAAGGGCAUCUACCACCUCAGACACAGUAUCAACAUGUGGUCCGUAUGGUACAGCAGGGUGCAGGCAUGGUUCCUAUAGGAGCUGUACCAACAUCAAUGAGUUAUCAUCAUGAAUCACCUGGACCUCAGCCCCCACCAGGGCCUCAUCAACUUCAGUACAUGUCCCCUGCCCCGCCUACAGGCAUGGGGCCACCACAUCAUGGCCAUCCACAUCAUCCCCAUCCUCAUCACCAUGGACACCCUCCUCCACCUUCUCAGCAGGGUCCACCUCCACCCAGUGGACCAUCACCUGCACAAGGGGCCACUCCUAACCCACCAGGCCCUCCACAUACUCCUGUAGGUGCUCCAAAUAAUGGAGGUGCAGCAGGCGGAGGUGCUUACCACCACCAUCCGCAAGGUGGCCACCCGCAGUCUCCAGCUGGGGCACCGCCAGCUACUUACCAGCAGCCACCUCCAGGACCACCACAAGGGCACCCUCCUAGUGGACCCCAUACAUACUCUAUAAUGUGUCCAGUGCUGCCGCCAGGACAGCUGCCUCCGGGUGCACAUAAUCCACAUCAUCCUAUGAUGCAACAAGCUAGCAUGCAGCAAGCUGCAGUGCAGUACAUUCAUCACCAGCACCAAGUGGGCAGCACUCAGCCACAUAUUCAAGUGAUACUGCCUCAUAACCAAUGAUGAGAGGGUAUCAAUUAGUAGCAAAAAAACAACUAAAUAAUAAUUAAUAAUAAUAAUUAUAUACAGUAAAGCAGUAAAACAGAAGUUAAAAGCAUACCCCAGACAGUGCACGUGGCAGAAAAAGAAUAACUUUUUUGCUGGGAAGGCAGAUGUUCAGAGAUUAUUAGCUGAUAAAUAUGAGAUUGUUAUUGUUAUAGUAUGUUGGCAGAGUGGUUGGGACUUUAUGUGGGAGAGGUCUGUGAUGAGAAGAGAUCAUACCAGUUGGUGUAUGCAAAGGUGGAGUAUUUGCUUCUGUUGAGUAACAGGUCCAUAAGGUUACAGAACUGAUUGCCUUAUAACCUUUGUUGGCAUGCAGUGGUUUUACCUGUAUUUGCCUCUCACUGAAAUAAGUGUAUUGUAACUGCAUAGUGUUCCUAGCAUAAAGAUAAGUGAAUGGUAUUGUGAGUGUGUGCAUUGUACAUUGUAUUGCUGUUACUAUGCUAAGUGGUAUAUUGGUAAUCUUCAGAAUACUGAAAGAAAUAAGAAACCCUUGCUUGGUAAUCUUUGGGGGGGGGGGGGGGUUCUAUUUUUAUGUGUAAGGGAAACAGUCAAGAAAUAAUUACAAGUAUUACUGUGGGUGGUCUAAUUUUCCUUAGCAUGAUGUUUCUCAUAAAAGGAGAUUUUUGUGCAAUGUGGCCAUCAUUGGGAAUGCCUGCAGGUGAAACUGAAAGUACACAAAGCCCAUCCCUUAUAGAUGACAUUGCUGUUUCACGUAAGUUUCUGACCCCUUAACUUUUCCAUUCUGUUUCUUCCUUUUGGGUGAUACUGUCUGGGAAUUGUUAUCUAGUGUCCCAUUGCUGACAUUCAAACGAAGUUACUAAACGCCUAAAGGGGAUUCAUUUAAAUUUUUUUAAUAUGAUGCUUUUUUAAUGCAUUCUACACAAGUUCCAGAAAAUGCCAUUUGUAUUUAUCUGUGGUCUGUGUUUUGAUUGCAGGUGUUCAGGGUUAAUUUAAUCUAUAAUAUAUUCAGAGUGGUUCCCAUUACUCUGAAAUCAAAAUUGUUCUUACACAUUUAGACCUUGGUUAGUGUUGCUGCAUUGUUCUGAUUUUGAGGGAAUUACAGUAUUAACUGACAUUGUUGUACUAUACACAUGAAUAUGUCACAUAACUGUAGAAGAUGAUCAUCUGAUUGUACUUUGUCAUAUUGACAAUGUGUAUAGUUAGAAUUCAUGCCAGAAAUGGAAAAAGAAUGUUUAGUCAGAUGAUUCAAUUUUGCAUAUUUCUUGUGUUGUACUGAAGACAUACCCACAUGUCUGUUUGCUCAGAAAUGGGGUGGUUAUUUCCUCUACCAUUGAUUGUUAAGUGAGAUUUCAGGUUCUCAUGGUGACAAGUAUGAGAUGACUGUCUUCUGGGAUGUUGUGAAUGUAGUCUGGUAGAAAUUAACCAAUGUUUCAGAGGCUCUGCAGUUUCUACCAGAUUGCACAGUGCAACAUCCCAGGAGACAAGUCAUCUUCAUUGAAUAUAAGAUUUGUGUUGGGAAGGGAAUGCAUUUUCACAUGUUAUUUUGCAUCUCCAUAAAAUUAAUUUUAAAAUAGUAUAUCAGUUGGCAGGGUGUAUUUAUUAUGUUUGGUGGAUAUUCUAACAUGGUUCAGUUAUUUGUAUAUACCAUUAAUUUAAUCUUCUUAUCUUUGUUGAAUGUCCAUUGUACAUUAAAUUUCAGCUAGAUGUGGCAGCAGACAAUUACACUAUAGAAUUAAACAUUGCUAUAUUAAUGAAUUAAAUGAUAUUUAAUUAGAAACAUUUGCAUAAAUGUCUUUCAGACAAUUCAUAUAUGCACUCUAAUUGCAUUUACAUAUCUGUAACUAUUUUAUUUUUGGAAUGGAAGUUCAAACAGAUACACCUGUUAAAUUAUAAAGAAAUAUCAGUUAUAUCUUUUGCUGUCACAUAAUUUAUCCUUUCUUGUUCUUUAUUUUCUCCAUUAUUUCUGUAUUAUGUGCACAAAAGCUGUAAGCAUCUUAUUGAUAACUAUUUGGUGGUGUUACUGUGGUUUAAAGAGUGGCAGUAUUGUUGAAGGAAAUGUACUCGCAUGUUUUCAAAUUGAUUUGACUCCAGGAUUUCCUGUGCAAUUGAGACAAAGUACAUUGGAGUCUUAUUUCCUGUGAGAAGGUUUUAAAACAUCGGUGAAGAUAAUACUGAAGAAUGGCAACACUCAUGUGUGCCGAGUGGGCUUUUAACACAUGACGGACAGACGUUUUGUCAAUGCUGCUGUGAAAAAAGGGGAGGUGAAGAGUGUGGGAAGGAUGAGACUGAAAUUCAUUCUGCUGUGAGUAGGAGUCUAAACAGUUGACAAAAAUAAUUAACCAUUACAAAAUAUUUGGAAUUAUCUGUAUUUUUAUUAUUCUUGCAUCUCCCCCAUCAUUAUCCAGAUAACCAGGAGUGUACUGUGCAAUACUGUACUUUAUCACAACCCAGAAGACCAGAAUCCAGAUUGUCAACACCAAUGAAAAUCUCAAAUUUAAUUUUGGAAUGUUUUUAUUCUUUUCUUUAUAUAGUUUCUGUUUAAUUCUUCGUUACUAAAUUUUUGUAAUAUUGAAAAACGUUUUCCUUAACAGUCCUGCAUUGUAUUGAUAUUGUAGGUUUCACAAACAUGGUGUGAAAUAAUAUUUAAAGUUAUGAUGGAAACUGAGUUUCAAAUGUUUCAGUUGUAUGAUCUUGAUCUCUGAUAUGGUGGAGCUUCAUUUACUUGAAAGUUGAUGCAAUAUGUGCAGAAACGGGUAUUACUGUGACUGCUGUUUAUGAUUCCACAAUGUUUGAAAAGUGAAGUAAACAAUGAAGUGAUAUAGAGGGCUGCUACUGGAACAGAACUCAUACACAGUACUUUCUUUAUUAUAGAUAUAUAAUAGUAAGGAAUCUGUCUUUGUACAGGCCCUUUAAGUGAAGUAUAGGACUAAAACUUUAAACCAUUAUUGUUAGUUAUAAGCUUAGUUGUAUACUUUUUGAGGUACAACUGUCUCCAUAUUUUGAAACAUCAGGAGAUAGGACUGCAUUUUGGAAUGGUGAAGGCUCCCACUGAUUAAGACAGUUCUAUAAUACUUGCUGUUCUGUGUGCAUUGGUUUGAAUCUUUGUGACCAGUGCAUGUUGUAUGCUGUGAUGUUAACACAUUGGUCUCCUGUUUGUUAUGUGUAUGGAGUCAUGUUUACAGAGUACCAAUAAGUGUAUGUAGUAUAAAUGUACAGUAAAAUAAAUUCCAUUGUGUAAUAUUUUUAGAACAGGUAGUACAGUGGACCACAGAAGGAAGGUUGGGGUAUUGUUUACCUCACCUUAAACAUUGUGGAAAAAGGUAUACUAUUACUAUUUUAUAGGCAAAUAUUGUUUUUAAAGGUGACAUGAUGAAAUUAUGGUCUGUGACCCCUUGGUACUAAUGAAGUGCUCUCAUUGUGAUGUCCUUCCUUUCAUAAAUUUAAAAUGUAAGUGAUAAUUUUAUUUGGUGAUCUUGCAGUCACAAUUUGUUCUCACUGUCAUUAGAAUGUUUGUGAAACAGACAUUGAAUAUGUAGGCUGUUACUUUAAAUUAAAAGAAAUGUGGUGGUUCAUGAAAUUAUAUCAGUUACAGAUUAAUUAAUUUUGUGUAAACUGAUAGGACUGUACAGGUAUUGAUGCAGCAAACUGGUACUUCCUAUGAACAUUAAUUCUUUCAGUUUCAGUAAUUACACUUGUUUUACAAUUAUCAGUUUAUAUAAGUACUGCUAUUGUUUUUAACUUUCUAACCUUAUUUUAUUAUGUUUUACAUCCAAAUCUUACUGUACUCUAGAUGUCCACGUAACAGUUGGUUUGGAAAUAUUGUGUUAUAAUCAUUGGCUUUAUAUGCACAUAUAAUUUGUUACUUAUGUUCGUAAUGAAAUGAAUAUGGUCAGUAUUGUUUGCCUGAGUUGCCAUUCCUUACAUCACAGCAACACAGUUAUAAAAAGAGAAAAUGUCAAGUUUUAGCAGUGAAGGUACACUAUGCAGAUGUUGGUAUGUUACAUUCUAGUUAAGUGCAGUAAAGGGUUAAACAUAAGACCUUGAUUAUUGCAAUGUAUAAAUAUUAAAAACAUUUUGUUUGACUGAUGAUGCAGAUACAGAUGAGUGAUGGAGAAUAUUGAGUUGAUGGUGUUUUAGAAUAUGUUACAAUAUUCAGAAACACAAGCCACUAUCCAUCAUAUGACGAAUAAAUUAAUCCUGCAAUGUUACGAUAAAUUUAAAUUUUUAUGUAUGCUGCGAGGACAUUUUUAGCAGUAUUGUCUGUUUUUGAAGGUCUGUGGAGCUGUAAAUAAGAUGCCAUAUUGUGAAAUUGGUGGAGACAGAUUUUAGAAGUAGAUGUAAUGAAUGCCAACUAUAAUGCUAGUUAGCAUUGACUUUGUCAGUAUUGUUCAGCAUUACAUUGGCAGUGUGAAUAUUAUGUCUGAAGGGAAUACUUAAAAUCUUCAGUCUGAUCACAUCUGGUGGAAUGUUUUUGUGUUGUAGGGUGAUGAACUGUGAGUAUGCAAAUUGUAUUUGCUUAGAGUUUAUGCAUUGACACCACUGAAGUUUUGCUUUGAUGUUGAGCAUUGAUUCCCUUGAAGACUUUCCAUAUUCAGACCAGUUUGUUAUUAGACAACAUAAGAUCAUAUUGCUGCCUUCCCACAGAUAGGUCAUUCUUUAUAAUUUGCAUGGGUUGGAAAGCUUUUCUUCAUGGAAUCAGAAUGGUAAUUAUCUGAUUAUUGAUGAAGUGCUAUACCACCCUUCAAAAACAAUGAGUUUUUGAUUGUGAUCUUGGUCUGGCCUCUAGAUGGUGGACCAAGGCACAGUUUAGAGUAAAUUUUAUAUUGAAAUAAAAUUGAAUGCAAUAAAAUGAGAAGAAGAAUCAUU